AUGGCUAACUCAUCGACGGAAUGUCCAGGCUUUGGCAUCAGGACCCAAUCGAACUCGGUAUCGUCAGGUACCGACGAGACAUUGGUCAAAUCCGCCGCCUCCAGUGAAGCUACCAUUAGCUCUCUGCUAUGCAAAAAGACCGUUCUUUCCCCCUCUCCCCCUCCCCCACCUCCCCCACCUCUCCCACCUCUCGUUACCGCUCUUGAUCGCGUUCCUCCCAAACCCCAAAAAGAUAUCUACGCCUGGCUUCGCGCCCUCAUACUGAGCAUUGGAGGCACGCUUUUCGGAUACGACACCGGUACAACCGCAGCGGUCUUCAACAACGUCGGCAACGAUCUGGGGACGGAGGUCUCGCCGGAGCACAAACAGGUCUAUGCCACGCUGGACUUCGUGGGAGCCCUGUGCGGCUGCCUCACGGGCGCCGCUGCCGCACACAGGCUGGGCAAGCGCCGCGCAAUCUACGUCGGAAUCGGCUUCUCCACCAUCGGGAUCAUCAUCCAGUGCACUUCCAACUCGAUCGGCCAGAGCCUCGCGGGGAAGUUCAUCGCCGGACUGAGUACAGGUGUCGUAUCGACUGUCAUCCCCAUGUACAUCGCCGAGCUAGCACCGGCGGAUAAGCGCGGUGCCAUGCUGGGGCUCUGGACCAUGGUUGUCACCACGUCUCAGUUGAUAGCCUACGGGAUCGGGACCGGUCUCCGCGCGGUCGACAACGGGUGGAGAGCGAUCGUCGCCAUCGGCGCCACGUUCAACGUUCUCCUCGCCGUGUUACUGCCGCUGGUCCCGCAGUCGCCCCACGAGAUCGUCAGUCGCGAAGACGGGCCCGAUGCUGCAGAACGCGCGACGAAGAUAUGGGAGAGGCUCAACCCCCGAGCCAGCCGCGCGCAAGCCCGUGCGGAAAUCGAGACGCUGGUCAGGGAGAAGCGCGAGAGGGCCUGCGGUACGCUGCGGGACAAGUUGAAAAGGUUAACGGCCACCCGGCAGGAGCGGCGGAAGCUGCUCGUCGCGUGUCUCCUCAUGCUGUUCUCGCAGGUGACGGGCUUCAACUCGCUGAUGUGCUACGCGCCGACCCUGCUGGCGCAUGCUGGGGUCAAGAACCCAGAGAAGUUGUCGCUUCCGAUCAUUGCGUGCAAUGUCGUGUUCACGGCCAUCUAUGUCCCCAUGGUUGACCGGAUCGGAAAGCGGAGGAUGAUGCUAUCAUCGCAAGCAUCCUCUCAGCCAUCGCCUGGCACUCCAUCCCCUCCCCCUCCCCCCCCCUUCCCCUCCCCCCCCUUCACCAGCAGCCCCCUCGCCACCACCCUAAUCCUCACCUCCGCCCUCCUCUUCGUCGCCUCCUACGCCUCCGCACUCGGCAACGCCCCCUGGGCCUCCACCGAGUUCUUCCCCGCCGACCUCCGCCCCUUCGGCGCCAUGCUGCUCACCAUGAGCAACUGGACCGCCAACAUCCUCGUCUCGGCAACCUUCCUCACCACCUUCCGCUCCCUCGGCGGCACGCGCACCUACGUCAUCUACGGCGCGCUCGGCCUCGCCUGCUGGCUGUUCGUCGCCGCCGCCGUGCCCGAGACGAAGGGCAUGGCGCUGGAGGAGGUCGCCACCGUCUUUGAGGAUGAGCGCUGGGCGGGGCCCGUGAGGAAGGCGAGGGCCUGGCAGAGGAGCCACGGACACGGACACGUGCAUAGCAGGCCCGCGGGAGCGGGAGCGGGAGCGGCGGCGGCGGCGGCGGCGUCACCGCCCGCGCGAGAUUUGCACGUCUGA
This is a messenger RNA of Drepanopeziza brunnea f. sp. 'multigermtubi' MB_m1, 1752 nucleotides long. The record is from RefSeq and is a predicted model, not a curated record. NCBI's taxonomy places the organism in Eukaryota, Fungi, Ascomycota, Leotiomycetes, Helotiales, Drepanopezizaceae.